Carya illinoinensis is the source of this 1555-nucleotide messenger RNA. RefSeq lists its product as uncharacterized. The transcript is spliced from 5 exons. Bases 119 to 1126 code for a protein of 335 amino acids. The record is from RefSeq and is a predicted model, not a curated record. Lineage: Eukaryota; Viridiplantae; Streptophyta; Magnoliopsida; Fagales; Juglandaceae. Gene Ontology annotation, biological process: transcription elongation-coupled chromatin remodeling; DNA-templated transcription elongation.
UCUGGAUUAUUAACACAGGCCCAUUAGUAAUCAGAUUGACAUCCAACUACAACCUCCAGUUAUCCCCUCCACCACAACUUUCAGGAAAAAAGAGAAAAUCCACCUCUGCCAGAAGAGGAUGAAGCAAGGACUUCUACCAUGGAGGAGUCCUUGCCAACACUCUAUCUCCCUUCCCUCCAUCCCUUUCCCAAACCUCGUGACCAAACGCCCCCUACUAUCUAUUUCCGCCAGCACCUCGCAGCUCCCGGCCAGGGAGAGAAGGCGGCUCAGGAACGAGAGGAGGGAGAGUAAAACCACCACCAACUGGAGAGAACAAGUGGAGGAAAGGCUCAUGAAGAAGCCCAAGAAGAGGUACUCCUCUUGGACCGAGGAGCUCAACCUCGAUAACCUCGCUCAACUGGGUCCCCAAUGGUGGGUGAUUCGGGUCGCCCGGAUCAGGGCCGAGGAGACGGCUGAACUCCUCGCUCGUUCACUGGCUAGGAACUUUCCCGACGUUGAUUUCAAGGUCUACGCUCCAGCUGUCCAUGUGAAGAGAAAAUUGAAGAACGGUUCCCUUUCAGUUAAACCAAAGGCCCUAUUUCCUGGGUGUGUUUUUCUAAGAUGUGUAUUGAACAAAGAGCUACAUGACUUCAUACUAGAAUUUGAUGGAGUGGGAGGUUUUGUUGGUUCCAAAGUUGGAAAUACGAAAAGACAGAUCAACAAACCAAGGCCAGUCCUUUCUGUUGACAUGGAAGUGAUCUUUAGACAGGCAAAAGAGGAACAAGAAAAAGCUGACCGAGCUUUUGAGGAAAGCCAGCAAGAAGGAAGCCUCAAUUCAGGGAUGCUCAGUCUUGACUCUCAUUUAGAUCCCAAUGACAACACAAAAUCUGUUUUGGAUUCCAAGCCCAAAAGGAGAUCCAGAAAGGCUUCUGAUCCUCUCGCAAACGGUUCAUCUACAACAAAGGAUUAUAAGCUCCUUGUCCCAGGUUCAACUGUUCGAGUUGUAUCUGGGACUUUUGCAGAAUUUAUUGGCAGCCUUAAAAAGUUGAAUCGCAAAGCUGGAAAGGCUACUGUGGGAUUCAUGCUAUUUGGGAAGGAAAGCUUAGUAGAUCUUGAUGUUAAUGACAUUGUUGCAGAGGCUAACUGAUGUAAAUAAUGUCACUCCUUUUGAUCAUCAAUUUAGGGGAAUGCAGAGGUUGUUAUGUUGCCUUAGUAUUUCGGCUCUAUGCUCAAGCCAGACAUUGAGCAAGGAUGCAGAUCCCAGGCCUGCUAGGCUACUACAGUAAUAGAUCCUAGACGUUGCAGCUGAGGAAAUCAUCAAGAAUCAUUUGGAAGGUGCAAAAUGUUUCAUUAUUCUAGUAUGGAAUGAAAAAAGACCUCAACACUGUGCAGAGGUCUCAGGAUCAAGUAUCCUAGCAGUGGGAGAUCUAGCAUCGCAAGUAACUGGAAAUAAUUGGUCCUUUUUAUCUUUUCUCACUUGCCCAUUGUUUCAGCAUUUGAAAGCUUGUACCUUCAGAUGAACAACUUUUUGUUCUAGUUAUUUUUUUAUAUAAGCUUGAAAUAAGUGUUUCCUGCA